This is a messenger RNA of Pezoporus flaviventris, 1036 nucleotides long. It is a transcript of the gene RAB31, whose product is annotated as RAB31, member RAS oncogene family. NCBI's taxonomy places the organism in Eukaryota, Metazoa, Chordata, Aves, Psittaciformes, Psittacidae. The transcript is spliced from 7 exons. Gene Ontology annotation, molecular function: GTP binding; GTPase activity. The coding region runs from base 146 to 733 and encodes 195 amino acids. The record is from RefSeq and is a predicted model, not a curated record.
CACAUGUGACCGGCUGCGGCGGUGGGGGCGGCCCCGGUCGCGGUCCCGGCCCUGGCCCCGGUGCCAGAGGGGGUUGUGGCGCGCCGCGGCGGGGCAGUGCGGAGCGGCGGCGGUGGGGGAUGUGGAGCGGCCGGGCCCCGAGCAGAUGAUGGCGAUACGCGAGCUGAAAGUGUGUCUGCUUGGAGAUACUGGGGUUGGGAAAUCAAGCAUUGUUUGUCGAUUUGUCCAGGACCACUUUGACCACAAUAUUAGCCCUACUAUUGGAGCAUCCUUCAUGACUAAAACAGUGCCUUGUGGGAAUGAGCUUCAUAAGUUUCUGAUCUGGGACACAGCUGGUCAGGAACGGUUUCAUUCCUUGGCUCCAAUGUACUACCGAGGUUCAGCAGCAGCCGUGAUAGUUUAUGAUAUCACCAAACAGGAUUCGUUUCAUACUUUGAAGAAAUGGGUGAAAGAACUAAAAGAACAUGGUCCUGAAAACAUUGUAAUGGCCAUUGCUGGAAACAAAUGUGAUCUUUCUGAUAUCAGGGAGGUUCCUAUGAAGGAUGCCAAAGAAUAUGCAGAAUCUAUAGGUGCGAUCGUUGUUGAAACCAGUGCAAAGAAUGCUGUUAACAUUGAGGAACUUUUUCAAGGAAUAAGUCGGCAGAUUCCACCCUUAGAUCCUCAUGAAAAUGGUAACAAUGGAGCCAUCAAACUUGGAAAGCAGACUUCACAGACGGGUAGGCGGUGCUGCUGACCCAACCUGAUCUCUUUAGAUUUACUUGAAAAACAGCACCAUUUGCUUUUCUCACUGAGAAGGGACUUUGUGAUCUCACUGACGUGGCUCCUUAUCUUGAAAGCAGUAAUUCCAAUACUUCCCAUGAGCAGUAACGCGAGUCCCAGAAGCAGAAAGCUUUACUUCAAAGGGAUUUUGCAAAACCUAGUUGGAAAAUCCUCUCUAAUAUCCUGUCAAAAUUACAGUGUCAAAGUACUCUGAUGCUCUGUUCAAACCACUGACUUUUUUUUUUUAAUAAAAAGAUCCUUUUAUAUCUAAAAUUUA